AUGGCAAACGCGGUAGCUGACGCGUCAGAAGAAACGCGUGUUGCUCACCAACUAGACUCCAGCGAGCGCACAGAGGAUGUCAUUUCGGUGAACGACCUACUCCCCCAUACAAGUGAUCUUUCCUUCGCUGAUAUGGGUCUUUCGGUGGAUGUCCUGCAGGGCCUCCAGGCCGCCGGUUUCCGGCGUCCCUCGCCCGUUCAAGUAAAGGCCAUUCCUUUAGGGCGUCUUGGCGUUGACAUGAUUGUGCAGGCGAAAUCUGGAACGGGAAAAACCGUUGUUUUCGCAGUAAUAGCACUUGAGACGAUCGAGGUUAAUAAAAAUGCUAUUCAGGCCAUCGUCAUCUCUCCAACCCGUGAGGUCGCCCUCCAAUCGGCCAUCGUCAUUCGUCAGCUUGGUCAUUUCAUUGCUGGUCUCCAAGUUCAACUUUUUGUUGGCGGUAUUUCACUGUCGGAGGACGUGAAGCAUGUAAACCAUUGCCAUGUUGCAGUGGGAACACCAGGGAGGUUAAAGUAUCUCAUAAAUUCCGGCCAUAUUAACUGUGAGAACAUCCGCCUUUUGGUCCUGGAUGAAGCUGACCUUCUGUUCAGUGGUGGAGCCGGUCCUGACGUUACGGACGCCGAGUUGCUGGCUGGCAAAAACACCUUUCCCGCCUCCAUAAACUACAUCUGGUGGGCUCUACCGGAAUCCAAACAGGUGAUUGCGCUUUCGGCGACGUACACUGAUCACCUUGUGAAAAAUCACCUUCCUAGGUACUUGAGAUCGCCAGCAUUGGUGCGCCUCUCAUCAGACGACCCAUCCUUGCUGGGUGUUCGGCAGUUCUUUCAUAAGGUCCCAACAACAUCUGCAUCUCCUGCAGUUGUCUUUAAGACGAAGGUUAGGGAGUUGUUGCGGAUUAUAAAGGAGCUGGACUUUAAGCAGUGUCUUGUGUUUUCCAAUUUCCACAAUAGCGCAGAACAGUUGUGCGAGUUGCUUCGAAGUUCCGGGUGGCCCGUUACGUACAUCUCUAGUGGUCUUGACCAGAAGGAGCGCUUCAAGGCCUUCAACAGCCUCCGCGCUUUUCAAUGCAGAAUCCUUGUGUCUACCGACCUGACGUCGCGUGGAAUCGAUGCAGAGAAUGUUAACUUGGUGAUCAACCUUGAAGUGCCUUGGAAUCGGGAUGUGUAUCUGCACCGAAUCGGAAGAGCAGGCCGCUUUGGAAGCUACGGUGCAUCCAUUCUCCUGGUGGCUGACACUGCCGACGAAAUGAAACUGUUGUCACGAAUUGAGGAUCCGGAUUCAUCUCCGAUUCAUCAGCUCCCAGAACCACUCCCGGCCGACUUGGUUACCGCAGAUUGCGCGAUAGAUCUCUCCAAACUGGUUACUGUGACAAAAGUGAACGCUGAUUUGAAGAGUGAGCCUCCUGGUUCAAGCCAACCUGAAGUUCUCAAGCGUGUAACUAAGAGGCUUUCUGUUAGGAGAGAGUUCCCCUAUCGUUCAAACGACAGCGGUGGCACGCGCGUUGUCAAGGAACUCAAUCUGAUGGAGAGCCUUAGGUCGUAUACAGAGGCAAUAUUGAAUAUGUCGCCGAUACGAGCGCAGCUAUCCACAGACUUAGGCAGUCAAGAAGCCAUUGAGGCUUCGGAACUCUCGACUGAUAUAGAGAACAGGAUUCUCAAUCAAUUGCCCGGAUUUCUGGAGACUUCUCUAACCGCUUCCACAGAAGUACGCUCUUCGGAGCGUCCCAAGGCGAAAGAGUGUGAAUUCCACGAACGACACAACCACGGCGACGUCGCAGAUGCUGCUACCUCGACCGAAAAACCAUCUUUAAUCCUUUCUCCGCGACAGCAGGCCCUGUGGAACGAGUACUGUCGCCUAGUUGGUUGGAAAGAUUACUUCUAUCGAGAAUGGCAGAAAGCUACGCAAGAAUACGAAACAGUUUUGGCACAGUUGGAAGGGUUACAAAAUCAGACGGUGUAA
Molecule: messenger RNA, 1956 nt
Organism: Hydatigera taeniaeformis
Lineage: Eukaryota; Metazoa; Platyhelminthes; Cestoda; Cyclophyllidea; Taeniidae
Source: the annotation of a GenBank genome assembly